This is a messenger RNA of Ornithorhynchus anatinus (platypus), 2070 nucleotides long. RefSeq names its product homeobox protein OTX1-like. Gene Ontology annotation, molecular function: DNA binding. The record is from RefSeq and is a predicted model, not a curated record. Lineage: Eukaryota; Metazoa; Chordata; Mammalia; Monotremata; Ornithorhynchidae. The coding region runs from base 54 to 1295 and encodes 413 amino acids. The transcript has 3 exons.
GAGGUGGAUAUACAAGGGGGGCAUGUUGCGAAGCACCACAGAGGCAGGCUGAAAUGCAGAGAGGAGCAAACAUUAGUGCAGCAGAAGAGCAGCGCUCGGAGGCAGCAAAGGACAGUGGCCCUUGGAAGCAGAAAGAAGAAGCAUUGGCAGAAGAGGAUCCUUUGACUGCAGAUUGGUAUUGGGCCCUUGGUGGAGUGAGUAUAUAUUGCCCUGUCUCCAUCUCUCCCACUAUAGCUAGAGAAGGCGCAAGGAGGAAACGCACCACGUUCAACAAAACUCAACUGGAAAUUCUUGUAAAGUCGUUUAACAAGGAUCCGUACCCUGGCAUUGGAGUCAGAGAACAUCUAGCUUCCCUAAUUCAGAUUCCAGAGUCUAGGAUUCAGGUUUGGUUUCAGAACCGAAGAGCCAGGCAACUGGGCCAAAAGAAAAAACUGGAAGUGUUAGCCGCCACAAAGCAAGCCCACGUCCAGAGGCAGCCUCAGUUGAUUGCGGACGGGCAAGGCCCGCAGGCCGCCGCUCCCGCCUUCUCCUCUGACGCGGGCAUCUUUCUGCAGUAUGCUGCUCAGCCCCUUUCGGGCGAUGUGCGGCUCGGGCCCAGGCCGGGCACCUCCCCAGCCAGCCUAGGUGGCUCAGGGACCGACGGUACGGAAAUAGAAACUCCAGGCCAUUCCCAUUUCCUGACUCCGGAAGCUUUCCAGUUCUAUCUGGGCGCUGGCACCACCACCACCUGCGGCGACAGCGGGAGCCCAACGCCCGAGCCUCAGCUUUCCCCGGCAGCCACGCAACUGCGUCCCUGCUACCAGAGGCCACCGUACGGAAACCAGCCCGCCAUUCCCGCCCUGUAUCCCGGCAGGGCGGAUCUGCAGGAGGAUGGGCAGCGGCGAUGCCAGCUCUCCCAACAGUUCCAACGGCGGCCUGAGCCUCCCCAGCUGGAGAGAUUCCCGCGGCCGCCUCAGCAGCCCCCGCAUCCACAGCCGGAACUGCCCCGGCCUCCUCAGUAUCAGCCCCAGUCUCAUCAAGCCCGCCAUCCUCACCCGCCGCCACUGCCGCAGCCAUUCCAGCCCCAGUGGCCGCAACUCCCGCACCUGCAGGCCCAACCCUUGCAGUCACUCUUUACCCAAGACCAGGAAGCUUCCCCGGCCUGUCAGAAUACUGAUUCUCCAGAUAUGAAAAAUCUGCAGCUUCAUUUUCUGGACGGUUUGUUUGAAGGUGAAGAUCCUCAGUUUUUAGGAAUAAGCCAAGAGGUGCUGAGUCUAGGCUUCGAGCUUGAGAGUAGUAAUAAUGAAGUUGUGUAAUGCUCAGUAUGAGGAAGGCUCAGUUGGGCCCCUCUGCCCACUGAGACAUCUGCACUGAUCCCAGAAUCUUUUGGGGCCUCUGUGUCACCGAGUAGGGGAACUGGCUUGGAAUGGAGUUGAUUUUUCAGUUGAAAGAAUAGAGCGCACCUAGUUAUAGUCACUAGGGCGCCGACUAACUCAAAAUCUUUUUUCAAGUAGGACCAGAUCCAUGGGGCUGUAAAAAGGACAUUAGAUUGACGGCUGAACUGAAUCGCUAAUUUGGUGAGGGGAUGGGUGAAUGUAAAUCAGUAUCAGGGUGUAUAUUAGAUCCUUUUGCUGAUGAAGGAAGCUAGAAAUCUUUAAGACAUUGAUUUUGCGUAAGGCUUGGAGUUCUCUACCUCUUCAGUUAUCAAAAUUGGGAAUAAUAUUACUUGAGACUCCCCCAACUCACAGGUUUGUGUGAGAAAUGUAUUGAAAAGCACUUUCACCUAUUACCAAUGACCGGUGCAUUGAAAGUACCAAGUAUUAUUAUUACAAUUUAAAUUAUUUUUUUUUUUAGAAAAGAAAUAGAUAUUUUUUAAAUUGGGGGAUUCUUUUGAAGUACUGAUAUGAAUUUUCUACCUCCCCCCACCUUUCUCUUCUGUUUUAUAUCUGUCUUCUCCCAUUAGAUUGUGAGCCCAAUGGGCAGGGCCAAGAUCACACUCUUGCCACUCAGUGUGGUUUUUAACAAAAACGUUUGUUUUUUUUUAUUAUCUACAUUUUGUCAAUAAACUGAAAUGUUUUCAUUUUGUCUCCA